Messenger RNA from Nymphaea colorata (pocket water lily), 1638 nucleotides. RefSeq names its product kunitz trypsin inhibitor 5-like. The coding region runs from base 739 to 1503 and encodes 254 amino acids. NCBI's taxonomy places the organism in Eukaryota, Viridiplantae, Streptophyta, Magnoliopsida, Nymphaeales, Nymphaeaceae. Gene Ontology annotation, molecular function: endopeptidase inhibitor activity. The record is from RefSeq and is a predicted model, not a curated record. The transcript has 2 exons.
ACCACCUUCUGUUCCGCAACUUGAACCUUUUUCUUGUUAAAGAAUUUGGGGAGGAUGCACAUUGCCAUGGUUAUUUUUGAAUGUUGAUGUACCACGACGGAUCCGUGUGAUGGCCUGCGACUUUUUCCGCGCGAAUAAGCAAUGUAUAAGAUAAUCAUUCCUGCGGAUCCUUGAUCAUCUUUCUCCUGCUACAAACGAAAUAAGAUUUUAAUAUGUUGGUGUGUUGUCGAGGCGUUUCAAAUAAACCACUCUCUUGCCCGUAUUUCUCGUUGAAAUUUGCAGCUGGUCUAUUUAUUGUUCGGCCAGAAUCUGAAGCAGGUCUUCAGAAAACAAGCGCCAACUAAACUCGCAGGAGUUUGCUUGAGGGCAGAUGCUAGUACUCAAAAAGUUCGGUUGCACCCAGCAAUGAAGAAAACUGCUAGUAGCAGAGGUGGGGCGACAACUUGUAUCUUCCCUGAUGAGAACAUGGAUCGGGGGUGACAGGAAGUCAUCGUAUGUGUAUAAGCAGCUUAUACGCAUUACAGAACAGGGUUAACACUCACACAGUUUUUCUUUAUUUUUCUCAUCCACAGUAUAGAGAUCAUCGUUGUAGGGACAGGAUAUCUAGGUGUCAUCCAGGCGCAGAUCGGGACAAGUUACGGCCGCUGCCUGUACCAACACCCGUGAUGCGCCCCACUAUAAAGAGCCAAAACGAGCUUCAUCCUCCUUGCAGCUGACACUACAGACGGCACCGUCAAAAUGUUGGUUGCCAUUCCUCUGGUCCUUGCUUUCUCCACUUUGAUGGAUCUGACCAAGGCUGCCACAACUGAUGUCCUCGACAUAGAUGGUAUGCCAGUACAGGUCGGAGUCGGCUACCACAUAUUGCCCGCCGAUGACACUCAGUCUGGGGGACUAACUGGCAUCUCCGAACAUGGUUCCUGCCCAUUCAACGUGAUGCUGUCGGCCUCCCAGUUCAGCAACGGGACUCUCUUGAAUUUCCAUCCCCUCGCCGGGGAGGGCACGGUUCAGCUUGGGAUGGAUCUGAACAUACAGUUCUUUCUAGUGACAUUCUGCGUCGACCUGUCAGUCUGGAAGUUGGCCAAAAUUGAUAAGGAAACCAAGCAGAGGUUCGUCACGCUGGGGGGUCUGGUGGGGCAUCCUGGUCCAGACACGGUCGACAAUUGGUUUAAGAUUGAGGAGGAAGGGGAGCACUACAAACUGGUCUUCUGCCCCACAGUAUGCGACUCCUGCAGCGUCGCCUGUGGAAAUGUUGGUACUUACCCGAUGAAUGGCAAGAGAUGGUUGGCUUUAGGUGAUCCUGCACUUGCUGUGAAAUUUGUAAGGGGAUCGGAAGAGUGGUCCAUUAAAAGGUCCAUAAAUUCAAGCCAAGAUGUGCUCCCAUUCUCCCUGCGUCCGGCACCAGAGAACCAAAAUGUUGCUUGUCACUUCUUUGGUCCUUGCUCUGUCAACUUUGGUAGACCUAACGAAGGCCAGCACACCUCAUGUUCUAGACAUAGCUGGUAGGCCAGUUCAAGCAGGGAAGGGUUACUACAUGUUGCCUGUGAACGACACCCAGUUUGGAGGGUUGACUGGCAUCUCCGAAUAUGGUUCCUGCCCUUUCAAUGUGAUGCUGUCAGCCUCCCGGUUCAGCAAUGGUAG